CGCAGGCGCAAUGACAUCAUAUCUCUAAAAGGUUAUAAUGGAGGACAACAUCGGCUGAGGCAGCAAUUCUCUCCUUUCACGAUUUGUUGGACUUGUGCCCAAGAUGACUUCUUUUCAAAAGACAUUUCGCAAAAGUGGAAGUCAUCAUGCAGAAUUUCACUCUUUGCAAGGAGUCGAGGUCAAAAUUGGAGAGAAGUUCAGACCACCGAAAAAGGUAACAUUACCUGUUGGAUGGCAGCAAAGAGAUCCCUCAGCUGUCCUAAGCUUAACAUAUGACUUCAGUCUUGAAAAAGAUGUCAUUUCUAAAGCAGAUGCCUUAAAGGCCUCUACAAAAACAGAGGUGCAAUCCUCACCUGAAGCUCAUCUGGAAAGUUCUUCUUCAGAUACUCCUCCUGGUCAAAAUGUAGUGUUUUCAAAUUUCGGAAAUGAAAUUCUUCAACCUGUGGUUGCUCCUGGAUUAGGACAUAAAAAAAGUGAUAGCUUUGGAGGAAAAGGAAAAAAUUCAUUUGACUUGGCAGAUUUUGAGGGUGACGCAUCAACACCAUUUGAACUUGUGGAAUUGCAAACAAUAAAUGAUAUGGAUGAACUAAAAAAUGUUCUUCAACCUGACAUGAUAAGGCCAGCUACCUCUUUGGAAAAUCCAUCCAGCUCUCAUGCUGAUAAUAAACUAAAUACCUCUAUAAGUACUUCAGCUACUACCAUCAGUGUUUCUCCUUCUCAUAACUCACUAAUUGAUAUUACAGGAACAAAUUCCUUCAAUAAACCUUCACCUGUCACUAAACUUUCAGAUGCAAUAACCUCAACCAAUGUCAACGAAGCGGGUGCAUUGCUAGUUGACUUUGGAGAUUCAAAGACGUCUUCAAGUACUCAUCAAGUUUCAGCUGUAAAUAGUGACUCAGUCACCACUACUUCUUCUUGUAACACAAGACUUUUUCCUGAGAACAGGCCAAUCUCCAGGGGGGCAGUGUUACCCCCAAUUGGGCACAGUUUUUCCUCAGCAGGUUCUCAACAACUGCAAGGACAAACCCAUUCUCAAAUUUCAACACAUGCUAAUGAGAGUAGAGAUUCAUUCCAGGGUGGAAUUUAUAGUUUUCCAAAAACUCCUCCAUUGCAAGGGCAACAAGCAAUUGCAAUAGGUCAAGAUGCUAGAACACAAUUCAGACAGAACAACCCUCCCUCAACUGUUUCUAGUUUAAGGGAACCGGAGUGGAAAGUCCCAGAAUCCCCUGAACUUCAAAAUCCUGGAGUGUGUGGGCGUUAUCCUUCUCCAUUGCCUCCAAUUGGAAAGCUAGAUCAAGGGCAAAGGAUUGGUAAAGUUUGUGAAGAUAGGUCCUCUUUACCAGAUCCAUGGCCUGUUUUAGAAGAGUCAGAAAAAGCAUUUGUCAAAAAUAUUGCAAGCAUGGGUUUCCCUCAGGCACGUGUUAGUAGAGCUGUGCAGAGACUGGGGAUGAAAGACAGUGAGGUCAUGGAAUUCCUAUUGGCUGUAAAUGAUUUGAUUGAAAAGAAAUAUCCUCCAGACACUGUCGAAGUUGCCCUCAUAUAUAAUAACAAUGAGAAAGCCAAGGCAGCUGAAUUUCUUGAACUGGUGAAGAAAUAUAAAGACUUUGGCUUUAAGGAAGAUAACAUACUGAACUGCCUGCAAGCUGCUAAUAAUGAUGAAGAAAAAGCUUUGGAAUAUCUUUGUAGUCUUGGGUCCACAUAACAGGAAACAAUUUCACUGAAAGUCAAGUUUGAUGUUCCCUUGCAGGAGUGGUCAACAGACUAUAGCUGAGGAGGAACACCCCUGCAAUAGCUAAAUUCUUUAAGAACUAACUCUUAAUACUGAAAAUUUAAGAUAACGUUCCAGUGGUGGAUGUAGAACAUGAAAUGGAAUGAUCUGUGUACAGGAUAAUUGCUUAUCAUCCUUGCAAUACUAAUUUGCUGUUUACCUUCUUGACUGGAAAACACCAUGUGUACUGUGUUUGUUGAUGAUCUUCUAGCAAAUGAUGAUAAUUCGAGAGAUAUUAUAGUGAAUGAGUUUGUCAAGUCAUUCACAGGUACCACCACCAAUGACCCUGUUGUCUCUUGGAAUUAGUGACGUAUGCCAGAUCAAUCAAAUUUAUGCGAAUCUUUCAAAAGUGGAUCGUUAUAGCGGUGAAAUAUGGAAAUGCUGUUGGUUGCGAUUGUCAGGCAUGUUGUCAGGCAUUAAAGUUGGUUUUGAUCUAAUCGUAGAAUCGUGCCUUUUUGAUCAAUGUCGAAACAUAGAUUGGAAUAAAACUGCAUUCUAACUAUCUUCGAAUUAAACAGUUGACAACUAUUUAAUCAUUGAUUUGUGUGAACAGUGUCAAGAUGGCCUAUAGCUAACGAUAAAAAAAUAUUAAUUUUCUCAACACAGUGCACAUAUGUAGAAAUAUCAAGGUCCACUCAUUUUGUAGAACUGUGAGUUAAGGUAGACUUCGUUUUCAUGUAAACAGUCCUGAAGUAUUGUUGCUUAUGUCAAUUUGAUUCCAGCCUAAAAGCUGUUUGGAAAUUUUUGACAUGUUUGUUGGUUGGUUUGAGCUACUAAAUUUUAUAUUAAUCAAUGGGACACAUCACCAGGAUUGUUUAUAAUUUUUUUCUGUAAUGGCUCACAACAACAAGUACCAAUAAUCUGGUGACAGUUUUUAUAAGUGCCUGUGUUAUUUAUUGCUUACGAAGACGCUUAUUGUGAACAGGAAAGCAAAGCAAGUAUGAGCGUUGCAGGUUGGGGAUUGCUCCCCAUCCGUUCACACUAAUUGCAGCUUUUACUUAAAUUCUCUCUCUUACGUUAAGUUUUGUAUGUUAAAAGAUCGAGAAGAAUAUAUAAGUAAAUAAUAACUAAUAACCUAAUUAUACAAUUACAGUGGUUUUAUUUUUUCCUAGUGUAGAUGAUUCACUUUUUAUUUACAAAUAAUGAACAAUGCAAAGGGUGUAGUCGUAAAACUUGCUCAGAAGGCGUUUAGUUCAAUGUGUUCACCCUUUUUCCUAAAAAAAGUUCCUCAAAUUAGAAUUUAUGGUUACGGAAUUAAAAAAGGAACAAAGUGUAAUAAAAGAUGAGAGUAAUGAAGCGUUAUUUUCCGUAUCCUAACUGGCGGCGUUUGGUGGCGACGUUGACAGCGGCCUACCGCAAGUCUCUACGCUUUGGCGAUCAUGGCAGAUGGUUUCGAUCGUGUUCUUACUGAAUAUAUGAAAUAAAUUUACUGUAAGAUAGGAAUUUCAUAUCCUACUGAUGAAAACCUUCCUCCAUAUUUGUCUUAAGAUGCUUCCGUUCAGGCCGACGAGUGAAUGCAACGGUUACAGGAGUAUGAUAAACGCAGUACUUUGAGUGUAAAAAUAAAGUUCGCGCUUAAAAAUA
This is a messenger RNA of Pocillopora damicornis (cauliflower coral), 3352 nucleotides long. Its product is annotated as ubiquitin-associated protein 1. Gene Ontology annotation, biological process: ubiquitin-dependent protein catabolic process via the multivesicular body sorting pathway. Gene Ontology annotation, cellular component: ESCRT I complex. Lineage: Eukaryota; Metazoa; Cnidaria; Anthozoa; Scleractinia; Pocilloporidae. Gene Ontology annotation, molecular function: ubiquitin binding. The record is from RefSeq and is a predicted model, not a curated record.